Funneliformis mosseae is the source of this 1401-nucleotide messenger RNA. The record is from the annotation of a GenBank genome assembly. Lineage: Eukaryota; Fungi; Glomeromycota; Glomeromycetes; Glomerales; Glomeraceae.
AUGUCAACUUUAAUUAGUGAGCCUAGAUUAACAGCGACAAAAUUUCACAACUUUAGGUGUAGUGAAAAUAUGCGUGCCGUUGAAACUUUCUUCAAGGUUAUCCCAGCCUCAAAUUGGUCUUUGGAAGCUUACAUCAAUUAUGUUCUUGAAAACACCGAUGUUUUACUCAAUUUUGAACAGAUGUUCUUUAAUUUCAAGGAAAGCGUUGACCAAAUUAAUCAGAUUUUCACAGUUCCUGUAUCUGUUAGAUCAUUUUGCCAAAGUUAUAUUCGGUGGCUAGAAACGCUGACAGGUAAGUGUGUCAUUGAAACAUGCCACAAAUUUUUCGAUGCCAAAAUAUUGCUAAAGAAGAAAAUCGCCAUAAAAGCUGUGAUUGAGGAAACGGUCAAUGUCUCCACUCAUACGAUAGCGUAUCAAACUUAUCUGCAACAAGGGGAAACUUCAAAUAAACGAAAAUUAGAAAUAGAUGAAUAUGUUGAUGAUGACGAAGGGCAAAUCACUCUCUUUGAUGAAAAUAAUGAAGAUGUAUUGAUUGGUAAUAUCAAUGAGGAUGAAUUGAUAAAUGAGAACGCCCUACCAUUGAUGGAUUCAGCAGAAGUGGAUAAUGAAGUGAAUAUUCAUACAGAUUUUAUCGAAGAGUUAACGACAUCUUUUGAAAUUUAUAGAUCAAAAAUUCCAAUAUCAAAAAAAGCUAUAACAAAACAUAAUAUGAAAUACUUUUCUUCUGUGUUAACGGAAGAAGAACUUAAGAUGAGCACCAUGUUUCCCUUUUAUCGUGGUGUAAUUGACAAUAAUGUUAUUAAGGAUAAGUGGGGAGAAAAUGUUUCACAUUCAAAUACAGAUGCACGUAAUGAAAAUAAUAAUCCAUUUAACAAGUCAAGAAUUGGACAUAAAGUAGAUAUGCUUGGAACAUUAAUUCGAACUCCGAUUAAAGCUGAGGUUUUAUUUGGUGAAGUUUCAGGAGGAAUUGGGCCAUUUGGCUUUCCAGCAGCAUCAAAAAAGAAAAGAUUCCUUGAUAAAGUUAAGUUAGGAGUCAUUAUGAGAGACUCUUUAAAUAUAUUAUUAAAGAAUUGGAGACAUAUUAAUGAUAAUGAAAGAAGGAAGUUGACGAUAUAUGGUUGGACACAACAUGGACUUGAUGUGAAUAUUUAUGCUAUGCAGUGGUAUGGUAACAAAAUGUAUUUAUUUGGAAUGCUGGAUAAAGCAGUUAUACCAUCAUCAAAUGAUAAUUGUUUAUUAUUUGAAGAAUUAUAUUGUGUAUUAAAAGAGUUGGAAGUGAAAUUAACCAAAACAGAAGAAGUAAUCAAAGAUUUAAAUAAUAUGAAUAUGAUAGGCAAAAGAAGACAUAUCUCUGUGGAAAACUCCCCCAUGUUAAAUAUAAAUAGGACCCCGCAAUCAUGA